Suillus plorans is the source of this 682-nucleotide messenger RNA. RefSeq lists its product as uncharacterized. The record is from RefSeq and is a predicted model, not a curated record. The transcript is spliced from 2 exons. Lineage: Eukaryota; Fungi; Basidiomycota; Agaricomycetes; Boletales; Suillaceae. Bases 71 to 424 code for a protein of 117 amino acids.
CUACACUGUUGUCACUUCGACACCUGCAUCUACAUCAAUCAACACAACUGACAUCAAUUCACUCACAUCUAUGCUCCUUUUGCGAACUGUGCAAGACCUCACUCGUGAGACAACUACCCCUUUGACACCACACCCAGCUCGAGCUACAACCUCACUCCCUGUACCUGGAAUCAUAUCACCUCCUGCACUGACACCUUCGAUGCUCACCCGUUUUUUGAAGCAUGCUGAGGACCACCUUGGUGUUGCAUUUGCUACAACAUACGAAUCUUCCCUACGUGGUAUUGGUGCAGGGCCAGAUAUACUUGCAGAAAUGGCUGACCAGGAUCUCGUUCGAGUUGGUCUCAGUGCAGGUGAUAUUAUUCAGCUGAAAAAAGGCAGCAUUACAUGGUGGAAUGGCCCUCUUGCAAAGAAUACAGCAAAAUGACAACGCAGUGAUACCUCUGAGUCAAAUGUUCCUGAAUUGAAGAAAUUCCAGUAUGAGAGGAGAUACCAUGAUGGGGGACGAGCACGCAUCAGUGGAAGUUGUAUGAAAUGUGAUGAACGUGCACCUGACAAGCAACCAGAACUCGACUAUGAUCUUUAUUACUUCUGCGAAAACAGGCAGAGUUGGGUUAUCUUCCCUCCAGGGUACACUUUCGAGUCUGAGGGUGAUCACGAAGAUGUAGAAGAUCCUUUUAUUUAG